Pocillopora damicornis (cauliflower coral) is the source of this 2409-nucleotide messenger RNA. RefSeq lists its product as uncharacterized. Lineage: Eukaryota; Metazoa; Cnidaria; Anthozoa; Scleractinia; Pocilloporidae. The record is from RefSeq and is a predicted model, not a curated record.
ACCUUUAUUUACACUUCUCACCAAAAAUCAGCCGUUCUUAACUGACUCACGGCCCGGGUGUGUUCUUAGGUUGUUCUCAAAAUUUUGCUUAAUCUCUGCCUGGAAGUUCCGUUAUAAAAUAGGUCCUCAUUAAAAAAAGAGUGUACAGAUACUCACAACUAAAUCGGCAUCGUUCUACAAACAAUGAGAGCAAAGCUCUGUUAGAACGUCUAAGAAAUAAGCCGAUUUUAUCGUAUGCUCCUCAUCUAAUAAUUUUAUGUUAUGAGAACAAAUCUUGCGGUCAAUUCAGUGUCUCGAGAAAAGCGAUUGCCUACACAUUCAUGAAAGUAUUAAGCGUUGUGUGACUCCUAACGCAACCUCCCAGAUAACGCGUAUUAGGUCUUGGCGCAUGGAGGAUUACAGUGCUACAGUAGACCACGUACAGGGAAUGAAAUAUCGUUGAUUUACAUUUUAAACAUGAGAUGAAUAAAACUCGCUCACCUUUUGUGUUUCCUUGAUCCUUUUGGCGUCCCCAGGGAAGUGUUCUUUCCUACAGUUCAGCGUUACUUUUAUUAUUCGGGUUAGCCAACCCUUAAUUUACAUAUUGAUAUGCGGCUUCGAAGAUUGUGACUGCCUACCGAUGGAGGUACUUUUGUAUUGUUUUGCCUUUUCAAGUUUUGUCUCCUAUCCCACCAAAUUGUAAACAUACGAGACUUCUCAUCAAACCUUUGAAAUGGCUGCAAAGGGCAAGUUUAGGACUUUAAAAAAAACUUUGUUACCUGAUCUGAGGAUUUGAUCUUCGACGAACAGGCUUGUAAUUAGAGGAUGACAUUUGAAAGCCAUUGAAGUAAUUGAGCUACUAGGUAGUUCAGAGCUUUGGUAAUCGACGUGAAAGCAGAUAAUAUGGAAUCGAAAAAAGAAUGGAGUCGACCUGACCAACAGAUCAUUGCCUUCUACGUCGCUCAAGAGGCCGCUGUUGAGAAAAGAAAUGAGGAAAAUAAUGUUGUGCCUCUUAUAAAGUUCUUUUCAUUUCUUUGUGUACUGCUUGGUUUCACUCUUCUUGUUCUUCGCAUGGAAUAUCAGCCUUCUUUUACAAAGAACUGGUUCAACGAACCUUUAGAUCAACCACUUGAUAUGGAACCUUUUGACUGGGGUAUAGAAACAACAAAAUCCACGGACGAUACACGUGAAGGUGGCUCUGAAGCGUCAGACGUCCUCCCCUUGGCUGUUUGGGGUUUGUGGGGUCCGUGGAGUGAAUGCAGCAAGAAGAAAUAUUGCCAAGAAGGUCAACAACAUCGCCAUAGAGUAUGUUUGUCUUUGGAAGAAUCGGCUCAGUGUAUGGGUGUCUCCAUGGAAGCCAGAGAUUGCCCUACUGCUGCCUGUGUACAUGCAUAUAGUUCCCCUCCCAUUUUAGUGGACAAGUCACCAGCAUCAGCAACAUCAUUUCUUGCUCAGGAAUGCAACGCUACAGUUAAAUAUGCGGCUAGUGGUAGAUUUGGAGACCUUGUACCAAGCGCUGUUUAUAGUUUAUAUCCUUCUGCUAAAAAGAUGUUUAAAAGCGGAUUUUUUGCCUUGGAGAGGAUUCCUAAAGUUCUCAAGCACGAGUCUGAUAUAACUAAGGUGUGUUUUGAACCUUUUGGAGUGUGGUCUUUGACAGUAGCUCGAAAAGUGUUCCACUUAAACAGAUCCACGAGAGCCUCUCUGAACGAAGUAAAAUCAAAUCGCGUGAUUGGGUUGGCCAUAGCUCUUCGACCUGAUGGGACGUUAUACGGGGUACUGUUAGCCACAGGAACCUCAGGAGGGGUCUAUGGCAACGUUUAUUACAGGCGUUUUCGAGGAGUGAGUUUCCACGAUGAUAUAUCAUUUUAAGAUGUUGACGACAUUGGGUGUUCUUAGAAUUAUUUGUUUUUUAAAACCGUUCCAAGGAAACUGAAAGCGCCCCAGAAGACUGAUUUCUUCGCGCACGAUGUUAGUAAUGCUGGAAAUCAUUUUUGUAACAGUUUUGGAAUGUUUUUAAAAUGUUUUUCAUCAGAUCAUGAAAUGAUUUUUAGACUUGUACACACAUUAGAAGGUCUGGGCCGCUACUUAAGCCUGUUUACCAGCAAGGAUCGGUAAAAGAGAGGUUGCUACACCGUGCUCGAUAAUCAAAGGCCAAGCGCUUAAGAGUUUUGUGGAUAAACUCAAUGGUCAUGCAGUUAUGGAAUUUUUUUAAGUGAAAAUGAUUACAGCAACAACAAGCUGCUCACAGAAACACAUGUUUUGUAUUGCAAUGAAGUCAAUAACUAACAGGAAACGAUGAACAAAAGGUGGCAUCAAUAUUUAUUGAGGAAUUAGCCCGAGCAACUUAAUUUUUUUAAGAGCGUAUAGCAAUACUUAGGAGUUAUUUGAAUAACUAGUGUAUUUAUUUAAUAAACAUUCCUACUUCUUGUA